Strongylocentrotus purpuratus (purple sea urchin) is the source of this 2153-nucleotide messenger RNA. RefSeq lists its product as uncharacterized. Gene Ontology annotation, molecular function: nucleic acid binding. NCBI's taxonomy places the organism in Eukaryota, Metazoa, Echinodermata, Echinoidea, Camarodonta, Strongylocentrotidae. Bases 57 to 1205 code for a protein of 382 amino acids. Gene Ontology annotation, biological process: DNA integration. The transcript is spliced from 2 exons. The record is from RefSeq and is a predicted model, not a curated record.
AAGACGGUUUGAUAUGCGUUGGUGGGCGCUUGAGGAAGUCCUCGCUUCCAGUGGUGAUGAAGCAUCCGGUGCUGAUACCAGGAAAGAGUCACAUUGCCAAACUUCUUGUACUACACUAUCACAAUAAUGGGCAUUCUGGCAGACAGUUGACAGAAGGUGCUUUGCGGGACGCGGGCUUUUGGAUAACUGGGGGCAAGAGAGUUAUAUCGUCUGUUAUCCAUCGUUGUGUGAACUGCCGUAAACUCAGAGGUAAGACCGCGCUCCAACGCAUGGCUGAUCUUCCCCAGGAGCGUCUGAAGGCUGGACCUCCUUUUUCACAGGUUGGCGUAGACUGUUUCGGGCCUUGGGAAGUGGUCACCAGAAAGACCAGAGGAGGUGCUGCUCAAAGCAAGAGGUGGGGAAUGAUAUUCUCCUGUCUCACUUCUAGGGCUAUUCAUAUCGAAGUUCUUGAGGAAAUGAGCACUUCGUCAUGCAUCAACGCACUUCGACGAUUUAUGGCUGUACGAGGCAAGGUUGAGACUUUUUGGUCCGAUAGAGGAUCAAACUUUGUGGGAGUGUUGAACGACAAGGUGUUUCAUACUUAUCUGGAGAGGAACGACACCGAAUGGAAGCUAAAUCCUCCCCAUGCCCCUCACAUGGGAGGAGUCUGGGAGAGAAUGAUUGGUUUGUUCAAGGGAAUUCUUAAUGGUAUCUUACUCGAGGCAAAACAGAGGGACCUUACACACGAGACUUUGGCCACCUUCAUGAUGGAAGCUAUGGCUAUUGUCAAUGCUCGACCUCUCGUCCCAUUGAGCUCUGAUCCAGAAGACACUUCCUUCCUCUCACCAUCUAUGCUUUUGACUCAGAAGCAUGGGAGCAUAGAAGAGGUACUUGUCGAAGAUUGCACCCGUAACAUGUACAAGGCUCAAUGGAAAAGAGUGCAAAUUCUAGCCGACCGGUUUUGGAAACAGUGGAGACUGCGCUACCUGCAAAGUCUUCAGCAGAGGCGCAAAUGGAUAAGCACGGAAAGGAAUGUCAAGAAAGGUGACAUAGUGUUGUUGAGAGACAAGGAGGUCAAAAGAAACCUUUGGCCUUUGGGCAUCAUUGAGAGUGUUAGUCCUGGAGAUGAUGGUUUGGUUCGUCAAGUGCAAGUUCGUCUGCCCUCGACUGGAAAAACCUUUUGCAGACCGAUUCAUGAGUUGAUUUUGUUGGUCGAGGCGGAAUAGAUACCUGUUCUCACUCCAAUCUUGGCAUGCUUGGACUUAAGUUAUUUGUGGAAAAUCUUGUACAAUUUUACAGUUUAUGGGCGGUGAUAUUUUAGCAAUUAUUGCUCUGUCAGUUUUAACGUCUAUUGGACGUUGGGGGGAGUGUGCUGCACGCGAUUAAAUAUAAUCUGUUCACUUGGCUUUCCAUAGUCAGAAACAAUGGCGCUCCUUUUGAGCGAACUAUCCUAUUUUCUCAAGCCACAAGUUUCGUAAAGUUUCUUAAAGUAUGGUUAUUAUAUCAUGUUUAAACUGGUUCUUGAAGGUUUAGGAUCGAGGUCUACUGCCUGAUGAUUUCGUUUAUAGGAGACAAGCGACAGAGAUUCAUGGGUUACAAUCCGAUUACGUCAGAUAGAUAGCUUGGAAGUGCACAAGUCUGUAAGUUCAUUUUGUUGAAUAGACAUGUAAGGACAGGAUAUAAGUCUACAUAAUUUUAGACUGGGAAACUGCCUUUGUAAGAAUGUUGUAUGAUAUACAAUGCUUUGUUCCUAAGUAUGGCAAGCCGUUUGCAGACCUCUAAAAUGGUCAGGUUUUGUAUAGGUACAGUCAUUACUAAAUAUUGUUGCAGUAAUUCUCAUUAUAACUUGAGCAUUAUUCCAUAAAUCUUGAAACUGAGAAUCUAUUGUUUGUUGUGAUUUUAAGGUGCAUCUGGUAGAAACUUUGAACAUAAAGGGAUUCACCUAUUAAAGUAAAUGUACGUUAGUAUUUUAUGUACUUACCUGUUUGGAUUAUGAUUGAUUCAUAAGUCUGAAUCUGCCUAGUUGGACUGUUGAGAACAUAGUUUGUUCUAUUAUGAUCUUUUACAUGUAUAAUUGAUGCGAUGUUAUCAUUCAUUGUAUUUUACAGUUUUACCACAUUCACGACGUUAUGCCGAAGUAAGGCUUGAAUAAAGACUAGAGUACAACCUUUCAA